AAAUUUUGAGUUGUCAACGCUGUGUGGGAGUUGUUGACAGUGUGGCGGCGGACGGCGAGGCUGUGCGGGGCCUGACCACCCAGCGGCGGCCACGAUGACGCCCUAGAUGUCCUCCUGAGGUUCGGAGGACCCAGCCGACCAUCCGCCUGGCUUUGCUGGUUGUUUCCUUGAUGUGGAGUUGGAAGGUGGCAUCAUCCUUCAUGUGGACACCAAGACACUUGACGACACGGCUUGGUGGAAUCACUUUCUGUCCCCCUGAAUAUAGAUGAUGAACCUGACGUGAGCCAUGCUUUCCAUCCUGCUUCUGUACUUAGUGGUUCAGGGAGCAGGUGAGGCUGCUGCAGACAGUGGCAAGUCAUCAUGGGAGUGUGUAGCACUAGGGGGCGAGCGUGUGCCGAAUGGGGACAUGUUUGUGCCAGGGCCAGACUACUGCACUGCAUGCAAGUGUGAGGAGGGCAAGGCCCGGGUAUGUCAAGCUGUGCUGUGCCAGCCACCUCAGGAUUGCAAGUCAUUCCGACUGGGCAGGUCAUGUUGUGACUUCAUCUGUCUGGACGACUUGUUGCCCAAGCUGCCUGAUGCCAGCAGCCCAUCCACUGACCUGGGCCUGCGCAUGGUGGCCUCAGCUGUCACCGCCAUCCUCUCGCUUGCUCUCCUGCUCUUCCUUAUUCACAGACUGAGACAACGCAGACUCAGAGCACAACAGCAAUACUAUGAAGAUCAGCUGGACUCUCCCAUGGGGCCCAACCCAGAUUCCUGCCACAACAAUGCUUGCUGCCACAAUGCUGCCUACUGCAAUGGCAAUGACCAUGUGGACUUCUUCUUGGAUGGCCACACCCCUCCUUACUCCCUGUGGAAACCACCCUCCUUUUACUUCCCCCAUGAAGAUGCUCCUCCACCCUACAGUGAAGUGGUCAGUAGCUCCUAUAGAACCCAGACCAGCACCUCCUACCCUGCCCUGGGUCCAUUUAUGACGCAGCUGGGAUCCCCUACUGGGGAGUCUUCAGAGAGUAGUGGGGGUGGGGCCUUAGCACUUAUUGGGGCCAUUGGUGGUGGCUUUAGGGGCACAUCAUGCUCUUCAACUCAAUCUCCAGUCAGAGUUGCCUCCUCAGGAAAGCGACUGGAGGUGUCCCUGAGGUCAGAUGAAGUGUAUGAGGAUGUUGAUGUGACCCCAGAUGACCUACCACCACCCUACUUCCCUUCUAGCCAGCCCUUUAGCAGCCAGGUUCAGGAGGCAGUGGUUGCCAGGGACUCCACCAACAGGCAAGGGCAUAAUGACAGGAACUCUGAGUCAGAUGUUCAAGUUGAGGAAAGUGUCUUUGGAGCUGAGGACACCACCUGCGCCCACUCUGGCCCUGAACAGCACCGAGCACCCAGCACCAGCACUACCACUGGCAAGAACAAGGUUGAGCAGCUUAAGCACUGUGUUGCUGCAGCUCCUACCAGGCUGCGUGCCAAGGAGGGCUGCCCAUCAGCUAUCCCAAGGGAAGUGAGGCACUCUUCCACCAUGGAACAGUUCCAACUGCACCUCAGCAACUUGGACAUGUCAGACUCCUCAACUUCCUCUGACAUUCCAACGAGGACAUUUUCCUCCUCCUCUGAAGAUUCUACCUCCAUGGAUAUGACAUCUGAGAUGCGACUCCCAAGAACAUGAAAGCCACCCCUCUGUUUGCUGUACUCCUGACAUUCUUUUGAUAUUUUCUGAAUCAUUGUAAACAAAUUAGAAAAUAGUAAUAUUACAUCCAUAUAUCAUGAUGCUGUAGCAUUCUUAUUUAACUCUUAACAUAGAUUACCAAACAGGUGGUUCAUAUAAGAAUGUUGUAUUACAAAAUAUAUAUAUAUAUAUAUAUAUAUAUAUAUAUAUAUAUAUAUAUAUAUAUAUAUAUAUAUAUAUAUAUAUAUAUAUAUAUAUAUAUAUAUAUAUAUAUAUAUAUAUAUAUAUUGGUGUUUGUCAUAGUUAUAUAUUCCACUUUGCACCAUUUCUUUACAUAACAGUAUUGUUAAUAAGUGGCAAAUUAUUCCCUAAUAAACUUCAAAUAUUAAGCUGUAGGCUUUGAAGGUGCAGCCAUGUAAUUGUAGCUGAGAAUUACAUUAUUUUGAAGAUAAGAUAUUAGAAUAAUAUAGUUGUGAAUAUUGAAAAAAAAAAAAAAUAGUAAGAAUCUUCCUAUUACAUACAUAGUGCAAUUUCUGUAAGCAGUGAUAGUAGGGGUUCAAAAAGUCAACUUUUUUAUUAUAUUGAUCUUUUUUUUUGAAGGCCAGUUAGGACUUAUGCUGAAAAGUGUAAGUAAAAUUAUUACAGUAGUCUCAAAGUAAGGGAAAUUAUUACAGUAAUCCUGAGGUGAGAUUAUUACCGUAGUCCCAAAGUAAAUGAGAUUAUUAUAGUAGUCCUGAACAGCACAAUUCAUGAGUGUUUUGAACUACAAAAUAUUCAACCUAGGAUUAUUUAGCAGGGUGAGCAGGUCUUAAAUAGCACAACCUGCAAACCAAAAUGAAUGGAAUUCAACAAGAAAUUCAGUUAAAGGAGUGAAGAUUGAACUGCACUAUUGUAAAUUCAGAUACCUCAAGCUUCUGAUCUACUAGGUUUUUGUGCUAUUUAGUCCCCUACUGUAUGUUAAUAAUGUUUUGUAUAUAAUAAAGCUUUCUGCAGCAGAAGGUUUAAAUGUAUGCAUUGUUCUGUUGUCCAUUGCAUCAACUAAGAAACAAAGAUGCAUCCAGGAGGACACUUUCCACCUGCUGGCACUAGCAGUCUGUGCUUAGCAUGGCAUUGCUUUGAAUCUCACGGGUUUCACUCUUGCCAUCUCCUCUUUACCUCUGGAUGUUGGCUGGCAGUAUUGCUUUCCUCGCUCACGUCUGUGUAUAAUCAACUUUUUCUAUAGCUUGUCACAACCUUCUUACUGAACUUUUAUGGCAUUGUAUAGGCCUAAAUCAUUCUCAGUCAUUAUUAGUGCAUUGCAGAAAAAAAGCCUUUCCUGAUAUUCUCCAUGUCUAAUGUUAGUAUACUCCACCCUGCCCCAGCAAAGUUUCUAAUUUCAUCUCUUCACCUGGUCCUCUGAUUAUCCUGGUUUCUCCUACAAAUCCUGAGUUGCUAUUCUAGCACUUAGUUUGUCCAUCUCAGAUCAUUUCUAUAUAAUUUCUCAAUUGUCUAUAGAAUAUUUUCAACCUUUGCCUUAACUAAUUUAUAAUGCUCACUUCAUGUCUCCCAUGUUAUAUCUACUGUUAUUUUCCACUCUAUUCCUCUUUGUUCAAUUCUUAGCUUUUUCUUAAAAUCUUUUGUGAGGCACCAAGUUUCUGAACUAUGUGGCAGGAGUGGCAGGAUACACUGAUUGUACACCUUUCUCUUCAAAAAGAGUGACAGGUAGUUGUAGUUAUGGUCCUCAACCCUGAUCUGCAGCACCAAUGGGACACCAGGAGAGGGAGGCCAGGGCAGAUACUGCAGAAGUUUUAUAUUCCCUAAAGAUGUAUUAUGUUACACUAAAUGACUAAGUGUAAAGUUAUUGUUCCUCAUAUAUCCAGUUUUAUGAAAUUUUCUCAAGUUGUGGAGGAAAAAAUACAGAUCAUUACCAUAUAGUUAUACAGGUGUAAAAGUUGAUUUUUUUUCCAAUUUAUGUUCUAGUUUAGGGGGCAACUUUUGCAUGUGUGCUACAUGCUUGGGAGCCCAAACUUGUUCUUCAGUCAAAAAUAUCAUUGUAAUUAUAUAGUGUACCAAUACAUCUGCAAAGGAUGAGACCAGGGGAAAAAAGUCUAUUGGUUGUCUUGUUUUAGGAGUGCUAAUGUAAAGGAAUUAGGAAAUUAGCAAAAUUUAAAAAGGAGGGGACUUGUUGGUCCUAUCAGUGAAUGGUUGUUAUGUCAUGUUAUAUAUGUUCAAAUCACAAAUAUGAUUUUUAUGGGGUCAGAACAUUGUCAUGUGCCAACAAAUGUUACACAACAGGUCACAAAUCAAUUCAUAUGAAAUAUAUUUUUAUAUCUGUAGAUAGCUUUAAAGUUAUGGAUAAUUUUAUCUAUUUAUAAACAUUUUCAUAGUUCCUAAAUACUUUUGUUCAUAUAUUUACUUCAGUGUUUUCAUUCAGCUUGAUUAUGAUGUUAUUAACAGAGUCAGUCCAUGUAAUGAAUGUGGCACAGUAAGCAUGUUAAUGAGUAAGAUUUACUUUAUAUAAGUGAAGUAACUUGUUAUUUUCAUGAAUCCCUGAUGAUGAAUUUCUUCAUGUAGUACCAAACUCCUAAGUGAGAUUUGUAUAUAUACAGUAUAUAAUGGAGAAUUGCUUUA
Molecule: messenger RNA, 4261 nt
Organism: Eriocheir sinensis (Chinese mitten crab)
Lineage: Eukaryota; Metazoa; Arthropoda; Malacostraca; Decapoda; Varunidae
Exons: 8
Coding region: 287-1651 (454 amino acids)
Cellular component (GO): membrane
Source: RefSeq, a predicted model, not a curated record